UUACCUAAUGCUCGCGUGAUUCUGGGUAACUACCUUUCUCGCUAUAGAAUUAUUGUAUCAUUUGUAUGUGUGUAGUAACGGAGCUUUGCUACAAUACGAAAAACGAAACUUGUGCUAGCUGCGUAACGCAAGCGGCUGUUUUUCAAAAAUUUGUAACCCCCCGCACGUUACCAGGGGUUGGAGCACGCAUUCCUUUCACAAGCUCGGCUCGCUGCACCCCCAAAGCUGAUUUCUUUUGCAGACUUUCCCUUUGCUCAUGAUCUGUUUUGCAAAUUUUGCGUUUCGCGGUUGAUUUGAUCUCGCUUUCCAAAUUUUUUUAGUUUUUGCUGUGUUGUUUUCCUUUACGAUUUCAGUAUUAUUAGGAGUUUCACGAGUGACCGUAGGAUGUUUCUAUGUCGUCAUACUGGCUCUGCAUACUGUGUGUACUAUCUGAGCAUGGAUCUCAUAUUUAUAAUUAUAGCACUUGGAUUUUGAUACGCUGUUGAGUGUAUAAUGUUUGGCACACACGAGACCGUGGAACCAUGGACUGGAAAGAACUCUACGAUCUUUAUCUCCGGAACAUGCGCGUCCGCGUUGAAAAAUGGGCAUACGUGCACGGACGCUUCUGUGCAGGACAUCCUUAUUCCAUCAUCUUCCUGUCGAUAUGUACCUUGGUAUUGUGUUGCUUACCCCUUACGAAGCAACCACUCCCGGGUUAUGCGCCAAUCGAAUUCGUCACACCCAUCAAGGAGUUUGCGGUUCGCAUCGACGGCAGGACGUCGUUAUCUGAUCUUCCCGAAUGGCUCGGGCAGGGACGAAUUCCGGAAGCGUAUGUCCAGCAGAUUAUUACAACCGCUCAGAUCUCACAUUGGACUAAUGAUUUGAUACCGAUCGAUGCGGUCCGAACGCCACUGGGGAAAGUGUUCGACAUACUGCAGUUCCUUCAGGCGUUCAACAUGACGACAUCAGGGAAUGGACAAGCUUUACGUGACCAGUGCUAUGUUGCUGGCAACGUGGCUUGGAAAUAUCGAAGAUACGGAUUUCUUCCGGAAAGUGAAUGUCUAAUUAUUUCCCCAGCUAAUAUCUGGGAUUUGGAUAGGACAAAGUAUGAUACCGACUCCGAUAUUCUCGGAACCAUUUUUGCUCAUGAAAAGCGCACUACCAUAGAUUCGGCUCCCGGAUUUAAAGAUCUGGCGUUUGGAGUUCCAUGGUCAGAUACUGGUAUCCGGCCACAAAUAUUUGGAUUGCGAAAGCGAAGUGUUGGAUUCGCCAUUACUGUGAUCCUUCGUGUAUAUGAUCCUCAAUUUCUGAGUGCCUUAUCGUCGGCCAUAAAAGACUUCUUUAAUGUUUCUGAAAGCACUGUCGAACCCCCGGUCGACCACAUCGUCCAUAUCAGCUUUCUGGCGUUUCCGGAAUUGGUGCAGUUUCUGCCUUUGAUCAUGACUUACAUUAUUGUCCUCUUGUACUUAUACUUUUCCGUCAGAAAACUGGAAAUGGUUAAAUCAAAAAUUGGCUUGGCCAUUAGUGCAGUUGCUACCAUAUUUUGCUCUUUGGCUAUGUCAUCCGGAUUAUGUUCCUUCUUCGGAUUGAAUUUUACUGUGAAUGGAGGGGAAAUUUUUCCAUAUCUGGUUGUAAUGAUUGGCCUCGAGAAUGUUAUUGUGAUUACAAAAUCAGUUGUCUCAACGCCGGUGCAUUUGGACGUUAAAUAUCGCAUUGCUCAAGGAUUUAGCAGAGAAGCAUGGGGAAUACUUAAAUAUUUUCUUUCCGGCCUAGCCAUUGCAUCCAUUGGCUAUAUGACUUAUAUACCAGCAUUUCAGGAAUUCUGCAUGAUGGCAUUUGUUGGGUUGGUGGUGGAUGUAUAUCUACAAAUUUUUUUCUUCUGUGCUGUUUUAUCAAUUGACAUUGGCCGCAUGGACCUUUCCGAUCAUCUUAACCACCGUGCGGGGACAACUGCUUCAGAAAAAUCCUAUAAGGAGAUAGGUUUUGAUAUCCCAGAGGUCCGUUGCCCGGUUUUGAACUGGUUGAAUCGAACAAGUGGUCCGUCAGGGAAAUUUGUUGUCGCUGCGACUAAAUCUGAAUCUAAGCAGAUGAAUCCAGUGGACCCACAAGCAGAAAUACCGGACGUUCACACUGCCAGACGUGUGCGACUACUGUGGUUUCUCUUAAGCCGUCGCAUUAUGCAGCGUGCCUUCAUGGGUUUUAUCCUAGUUUGGACUGCUGUCUUGGUGUACCAGCUAGGUUUCAUGGAUGCUGUGCAGUCAGGACGUUUAUGGGUGCGCGAUCUUGGAAAUUAUCAGAAAGUGGAUAGUGUGAUUUUGGAUAAUAUGCACAAAUUAUCGUACCGUCAUUGGCCCACAUUAUUCGGCUACUAUAAUGUUAGUCUGUCGGGCAAAUAUAUCAGCAUCCUGCCGCCGAUAAGGGUAGAUAUUAGCAUUGCUCCUGAGGUGGCUGUGGCUAGUCGACAUCCGUUGGAUCAUAAAAAAGCGCCUUGGAAAGAUGAGGAAUUCAUGGCAAGACAACAGGAAUACCUCCAGGGAAAACUAGCGGAACAAGAUCUUUGGGUGCUGUUUAUUUUGGGUGCAUCCACCGGCUGUAUGGUCUUGGGAUUGUUUAUGUAUGCACUCCGUUCUUUGUGGCCCAUUCACUUGAUGUUUCCAUCAAGAAACAAAGACCGCAACGCGAUUCCGUCCCGGCCGUUCAAGGCGGAUGUGCAUGUUUACUGUCUACUGGAACAUCCGCUGGCCAUAACAAAUAUGAUUGUGCAUGAAGAUCUCGUGGCUACUAGUUGCUGCGGCGGUCAGUUGCGAGUGUGGAACUGGAAUGCGUUGAAAAUUUGCCGAGCGUUCAAGCGGGUUAUUACGCCAUACACAACACCGCGAGGAAACGCUUUGAGGAGAAUUUCGCCGAAAGAUUUAUGCAUUGAUCCAAAGAGACAGAUAUGGUCGCUGGCAAUGCGAAAAGGAAUUGUUGUGGCGGGUUGUGCGGAUGGUAUGAUCGAAGUGUACGAAGUGGAAACGGGAUUAUGUGUUACGUCAUACAAAACAACCGAGAAUGGUAUCAGUGCGUUAGGGUUCACCGGUUUGGAGGUGAUCGCUGGGAGGGACAACGGUGUAGUGGAUCUGAUCGAACUUAAUCGACUACAGUUGUUGGAACGAUACACUUCUCGGUUACACUUGGCAGCAGUUGGCCGAGUCACUGUGGUGGAUGAACGUGUUGUUACGGUUGGAUACGACAACGUUAUCAAGGUUAUGCGACUUCCUGACUGGAUAUGUGUACACUCGCUUUGGGUUCCUUCCGGGUCUAUUACCUCGUUUCAUCUGGAGAUGUUCCCGUUGGGGGCAUGUUCGGGUUACUCUGAUGGUAAAGUGCGCUUAUGGAAUUUGGAAUCAGGGCUGCUCGUACGAGAGUAUGGCUCAAAAUGUGCUGAAGCAGUGAAGUGUGUUGGAUUCUCGGAUACAGCAGUUUUCGCCUUGUAUGAUGGCGGUAACAUAUGCAGCUGGAACCGAACCGAUGCAAUGGUCGUGCAGAACGUCACUUUGGGGAUGGGACGACUGGCGACGUUUAUCUACAGAAAUGAGUAUUUAUUCUUGGGGUCGGUUGGAGAAUUAGCGGUACUUGAUUGUCGCACUUUGGAGGUGGUUCGAACUAUUUCUCUGGAAGGAAACGUUGCCGAUUAUAUAGCCAUUCCAGGAAAAAUCCUUAAAUUACCAAACUCAGAUUUGAUCUGUGAUUACGGUCGACAAAUGAGAGUAUUACGGUUUGUCGAUAAAACGAGAUGACCUAUUUGGCUUUUCAGUUUUACUUGUUAUCAAUGUGGGAGCAUUGUGUUCUUGCUGGAAGGUAAGACGAAGGGAAAGUCUGCACAACCGUUGACCCUUCCAACGACAGAUACAUCGUUGCUGCCCAUGGAUCGAAAAAAGCGAUCCAUCAAGUGCUCUGUCUGGAGAUGU
Paramacrobiotus metropolitanus is the source of this 3929-nucleotide messenger RNA. Its product is annotated as sterol regulatory element-binding protein cleavage-activating protein-like. The transcript has 15 exons. Gene Ontology annotation, molecular function: sterol binding; protein binding. The record is from RefSeq and is a predicted model, not a curated record. NCBI's taxonomy places the organism in Eukaryota, Metazoa, Tardigrada, Eutardigrada, Parachela, Macrobiotidae. Gene Ontology annotation, cellular component: Golgi membrane; endoplasmic reticulum membrane. Gene Ontology annotation, biological process: SREBP signaling pathway. The coding region runs from base 522 to 3758 and encodes 1078 amino acids.